UGUCGUCUGCUUUAGUUUCUUAGGUUAUGUAGUCGGAUACCAUGGAGAUGGGUAGUCUUGUUGCCGCCUGGUGGUGCUUGAAUUAAUGUUGAAGAAUUAAUGUAGUUCCCAAGUGACACAUACAUCAAAGAAUACUGAUAUUUCUCGCACUUUCUCUCCACAUUCCUAACAAACUUACAAGAUGCUGCGGCUAUUUAGUCAAGGGAGACAUGUUUCGUCUUCGGCCAACUUAAUUUGCGUGUCUCAACGACUUCUUCAUCGAUCAUCACCUUACUUAAGUUCAGCAUUAGAAGAAGUGAAGCAGAGAGAAAGGUCUCUACAACCAGAACCACGUCGUGCCAAAAUGAAGAUGAGCCCAUACGUGAAGAACCUGUUUCGAGGAUUAGUAGAUCCUUUUGUUUUCGGUUAUUUAGAAUUAGACCAAGGGUCCCUCAAUAUUGCCGAAGACAUGAAAUCAGAAAUCCAUAAAUUUUUGGAAUCCGAAGAUCUGUCUGUAUUAAAUUCAGGGGGAAGAAUAUCAGAUGAAACUAUUGCAAAGUUGAAAGAGCUUGGUGUUUUCAAACUUAAUAUCGCUCAGCAGUACGGAGGCCUGGAGUUGACUUGUGCAGAAAUGCUUAAAUUGUGUGAAGAGUUCUCUAAGGUACCCUCUCUAUUUCAAACUCUUUCUACACAUUUCCAGUAUAUUUCGCCCUUGUUCUCUAACUUUGCUAGCCACGAACAGAAAGAAAAGUACCUUCCUGCUUUGGCUUCAGGAGACCUUCACAUUGGUUUUGCAUUAUGGGAAGAAGGAGCUGGUGUUGAUGUUUCCAGUAUCCAAUGCCGAGCUGAAUUCCUAGGCGAUAAUUACAUUUUGUCUGGGACAAAGCAAUGGGUUUGCAAUGCUGGAAUUGCUGAUAAGUAUGUCGUCUUUGCUUCAGAUGGUGAUGCGAGUAAUAUUGGCACACCGAAUGCAAAAGUUACAUGUUUUAUAGUUGAUAAAAAUGCUGAGGGUAUCUCUGCCAAGUCCAUGGAAACCCUUGGAAUGAAUGGAUACAGCGCAUGGGAAGUGACUUUUGACAAAACUGUGGUUUCUAAAGACAACCUAAUUGGCUUGCCAGGAGAAGGACUGAAGAUUUUGAAGACAUUGUUAUACGGAAAAUUUUCUUUGGCGGGUGCCAACAUAGGACUUUUAAGGGAUCUAUUAAACACUACUCUGCAUCAUUCUAUCAAGAAAGAAACAUUUGGAAAGCCUCUAGUGGCAAAUGACAUUGUUCAGCAACAUCUGGCUGAGGCAGCAGCUCGGCUCUAUGCUUUAGAAAGUAUUACAUACAUGACAGCUGAUUUUUAUGACAACAUUGAAGACCCAGAUAUUGAAGCUGAAGUAGGUAUAGUGAAAAUCUAUAGUAGUGAGUCUAUGAAGUACAUAGCAGAAAGAUGCCUUAAGAUUUUGGGAUCUGAUUGUUACUUAACUAACAAACCUUAUGAACGUGUUCUGCGAGAUAUGCUUUUUACACCUUUGGUUGAUACUUCAGUUGAUACCUUACGUAUGACAGUAGCUUUACUUGGUUUGAAGCAUGCAGGAUCCUCUUUUCAAGAAGAGGUUUUGCAUAAUAGAAAUCCUCUCUUACAUCCUAAGAAAGUCAUGCGUGGCUUAUUCAAAUCGUAUGUGAGCUGGGACAGAGAGCCUGACAUUGACCAUCUUAUAUUUGAAAAUGUCCAUCCUACCUUAGUCAACAGUGCUGACACUCUUGAGAAAGCAAUUUUUGACUUUGGCAAAAUUACUGAAGAGACACUUGUCAAGUGGGGUGCUGAACUAGACAGCAGACAAAUGAAUCUUGCCCGGUUAGCAGAUGUUGCCACUAAUCUGUAUGUAUGUACUGCAGUUUUAGCCCGAACAUCAAGAGCUAUUAGUAUUGGGUUAAGAAGUUGUGACAUUGAUGGCUUUAUGGCAACAUCACUUGUAGCUGAGAUUACCCAAAGUAUUGCUGAUCUUAAAGAUGCUCUUCAGUCCAGUCCCUAUGGAAACAAUGAUGCAAACUACACCAACAUAACCAAGGCUAUGAUUCAUGAAAAAAAAUUCACAGCCGCACAUCCCUUAUCUAGGAAUUAUUAAGCUGUUAAGUUUAAUGUAAAUUUUUUGUAAAGAAUAAUUAUAAAUUGUUAAACUAAGCUUUAAGAAAUAAAAUUUGGAUUUUAACAUGA
This is a messenger RNA of Thrips palmi, 2181 nucleotides long. RefSeq names its product complex I assembly factor ACAD9, mitochondrial-like. Bases 182 to 2092 code for a protein of 636 amino acids. Lineage: Eukaryota; Metazoa; Arthropoda; Insecta; Thysanoptera; Thripidae. The transcript has 2 exons. The record is from RefSeq and is a predicted model, not a curated record. Gene Ontology annotation, molecular function: flavin adenine dinucleotide binding; acyl-CoA dehydrogenase activity.